Molecule: messenger RNA, 411 nt
Organism: Pocillopora verrucosa
Lineage: Eukaryota; Metazoa; Cnidaria; Anthozoa; Scleractinia; Pocilloporidae
Product: transcription and mRNA export factor ENY2-like
Biological process (GO): poly(A)+ mRNA export from nucleus; regulation of transcription by RNA polymerase II; positive regulation of DNA-templated transcription
Cellular component (GO): nuclear pore; DUBm complex; SAGA complex
Molecular function (GO): transcription coactivator activity; chromatin binding
Source: RefSeq, a predicted model, not a curated record
AUGAAUCUGUCGAGCGUCAAGAUGGUGGAGAGAUUAAAGGAGAGUCAGCUAUCUUCUUCUGUACACCAGAAGCUGGUAGAAUCCGGGGAAAGAGAGAGAUUGAAAGAACUUCUGAGAACCAAACUCAUAGAAUGUGGAUGGCAGGACAGGUUAAGGAGUCACUGUAAAGAUGUCAUCAAACAAAAAGGACUUGAAAAUGUGACAGUUGAUGAUCUAGUGGCUGAAAUAACACCGAAAGGAAGAGCUAUGAUCCCUGACGAAGUAAAGAGGGACCUGUUGAUAAGAAUACGAACUUUCCUUGCUGCCAACUCGUAGCUUUUAAAAGUGCUAUGUACGAAGAACUUUUUUAGUAUUGCACUCUUUUUCAUUUCUUUUUCGUUUAGUAAUGAUUAAUAAAGCAUGUAAAUUUGA